CACAGAAAAGGGAUGAUGUCAGCCUGGUCCUGCCUUGAGCUGUGGAAAACCUCUCACUCAACUCUGUUCCAAAUGACAUUGGCCACCGUUCUGAUGGCUCCUGUUCUUGGUGAUUGUGGCCCUCCUCCCAGCUUGCCGUUUGCUUCUCCAAUCAACCAGUUGUUUGAGACAACCUUCUCUUCCGGAACUGUUCUGAAAUAUACCUGCCAUCAUGGCUUCAAGAAAGUCAAUUCGAGCCAUCUUACUUGUGAUGAAAAUGGUUCGUGGGUCUAUAAUGUCUUUUGUGCCAAGAAACGAUGCAGAAACCCUGGCGAAUUGGUCAACGGGAAAGUAGAAAUUAUGACGGAUCUCUUUUUAGGUUCAACCAUAGAAUUCAGCUGCGCAAAGGGAUACCUUCUGAUUGGCUCAACAACUAGUCGGUGUGAGGUCCAAGGUAAAGGAGUUGACUGGAGUGAUUCUCUCCCAGAAUGUGUAAUUGUCACAUGUGAGUCCCCUCCAGACAUCAGCAAUGGGAGGCACAGUGGCAGAGAUGAAGAUCUUUACACAUACGGCUCCUCAGUCACCUACAGCUGUGACCCUAGCUUCACGCUCCUUGGCAAUGCCUCCAUUGUCUGCACUGUGGUGAACAAAACAGUAGGUGUUUGGAGUCCAAGCCCUCCUGCCUGUGAAAAAACCGUCUGUCACCAUCCAUAGAUUGCAAAGGGGGAGUUGAUCCCUGGAUUUACACAGUUCUAUUCUUACAAACACUCUGUUGAGGUCAGAUGCAUGAAGGGUUAUGUCCUCAGAGGCAGCAGCUUAAUCCGCUGUGAAGCUAAUAGAGAGUGGUACUCUUCUAUCCCCACUUGUGUGCCCAAUGGUUGUAUUGACUUGCCAGAUAUUCCCUAUGCUUUCUGGGAGGGCAAUAAGAUACCCUUAAGGAAUUUUGAAGUAUUUGAAAUUGGGACCAAGUUGAAAUACCAGUGCAAACCUGGCUAUCGACCAGCUUCCAAUGAGCCCCAGAUUGUGAGGUGCCAAGAGAAUCUGACAUGGUCGCCUUCCAAAGGCUGUGAAAGGAUUUGUUGCCCAGUACCAAAUAUGGAAAAAAUCAAAAUUGUAAGUGAAAGGAGAGAUUUCACUGGUGUAUGCAUCUAUGCCUAUGGAGACUAUGUUUUCUAUAUUUGUGGUGAAGGUACUUAUCCUAUGUCUACUGAUGGAAGGAGUUCAUGUCUAGCAGAUGGAAAGUGGGACCCUGCAAUACCAGCAUGUCGUUCUGACUCAGAAAUACAAAACCGUCUUGCUCUUAUUACCCCACCAAGCUUUGCAGAAACAAUGACGAAGAGCAAUAAAUAUCUAUCUGAUACUGAAGAGAGAACGAGGUUCACAUCCUAUAAAAGUUUGUGCUCCAAACCAGUGAUCAUACAUGGAAAACUGUCUGUGGAUAAAGAUCACUAUGCUGAAAUGGAAAAUAUCACCGUUCAAUGUGAUCCUGGAUAUGGCUUAGUUGGUUCCCCAAACAUCAUUUGUUCAGAAAAAAAAACAUGGUACCCUGAGAUACCCAACUGUAAGAUGGAACUCCCUGAAGAUUGCAAAUUUGUGGUUGAAGGCAGAAAACUCUUGCAGUGCCUCUCAAUCCCAGAGGAGGUGAAAAAGGCCAUGGAGAUAUACAAACUGUCUCUAGAGAUCGAACGAUUAGAACAGGAGAAAGAGAGGUGGCUACGAUUCCACAGGAAACCUUCUAAACGUGUUAAAAUGAAGGGGCCUUUUAGGCCUUUUGGUUAA
Molecule: messenger RNA, 1758 nt
Organism: Cricetulus griseus (Chinese hamster)
Lineage: Eukaryota; Metazoa; Chordata; Mammalia; Rodentia; Cricetidae
Source: RefSeq, a predicted model, not a curated record